AUGUACGAUGAGGCGUACAUCGCGCAGAUAUACCGCAAGAAGAAUCUCAAAUCCGUAUGGGAGGAGAAUCCGAAGUCGCCGCUAGCGAAUUUCAUGAAUCAGCGUUUAAAGAAGCAACCUGCGUAUGAAAGCAUACAGGGUAUUGCAGGAAAUGGCAAGACAGUUUGGAGAACGACUGUACGCGUUCAAGGCGACGAUCUUAAUCUGACUGGGUACGGCGACAACGCAAACAGGAGGGAGUCCGAGAGAUUAGCCGCAUUGGCCGCAUUAUAUCAAAUCGAUGGCGUUGGUGCAGUAAGCUUCAUUUUCUCAAAGAAGAGCGAGUCCGGCGACGACUUCUCACCGUUGAACAUCACGCUCUCGGACGGGAGCCCCGUGGACUAUGAGCGUGGUCGUCAAUUCAUGGAUUAUUACUGUCGACGGUUCGGAUUCGCGAAAGCUGAAAUCUCGUAUACGAGCCUCAACGCACGAUCCGGCAACACGGCGUGGCAAGCCGACAUGGUUGUCAACGACCGGAAGAUCGGAUUUGGCAAAGCGCCUAACAAGAAGAAUGCGAUGAUGAGCUGCUAUGUGGACGUCACGCAGUAUCUGGAGCAAUGCGACCCUGCUGUCUGGAAAGAGUUUCUCAAAGACGCGAAGACAGGUCGUGACUUAGGCAUGGCACCCAGGGUUAGGUUCGCGAUUGACGACACGACACAAGACCGUGUGGAGGAUCUAUGCACAGACAUCAAGAAGAGUGUCCUGUACCAGAAUCGCCCAAGAUCACAGGGCUAUCAGGCGAAUGGCGAGCAACGAGCGGGUGUACCGACAGCACCACGUGCUCCAUAUCGUCGACCCGUUGCCCCUGCGUAUCUAGAAACAAAAUCUCAGCAGCUCAAGCAGCGUCGCGAGACGUAUUUGAACGACCCCAAUAUGGCCAAGAUGCGGGAACUGCGCGCGCUGCUUCCCGUGUAUACCAAAGCCGAUGAGCUGCUGAGCCACGUGCGGGAGCACGACGUGACUAUAUGCAUGGCGGCGACGGGGUCUGGCAAGACGACACAAAUUCCUCAGCUCAUCCUGGACGAUGCGAUUGAGCGGGGUGAGGGCGCUAAAUGCAAUAUCGUAUGCACACAGCCGCGUCGGAUUGCCGCUAUCAGUGUAGCAGACCGUGUUGCGAAGGAGCGCGGUGAGUCGGCAGGGCGAAAUUCAUCCGUUGGCUAUCAGGUGCGGUUCGAAUCCAAUCUCCCCGAGGACCACGGUUCUGUCACUUUCUGCACUACCGGUAUCUUCCUCAAACGGAUGCAGUCCGCGUUGCAGGGCGAGUCAAUGGGGCGGAGUCUCGAUGACGUGACGCAUAUAGUGGUCGACGAAGUGCACGAGCGAGAUGUGGACACGGAUCUGCUGCUCGUCGUGCUCAAGCGGUUGAUCGCUGACCGCAAAGCACGCGGAAGACCAGUCAAGGUGGUACUCAUGAGCGCCACGAUCAACCCGACGCUCUUCCAGGAGUACUUCCCCGACGAGAAAGGCCGCCCAGCGAGCGUGAUCGACAUCCCCGGUCGUGCGUUCCCCGUCCAAAAACGUUUCCUGGAGGAUUUCGUGCACCGGUUGGCGGAUACCCCGGCUGCGUCCUGGGUGUUCCAAGAGGAGCCGGUGAAGAAGUACCUGAGACACCAGCUGGGUUCAGCGGCGCCCGUACCACAGCUUCGCAACAAUAGUAUGCGAGGCCAGCAGGAUGAACCCGCGACAAUGGUUUCCACCAAGGACGAGGAAGUCGACUUACCCAUCUCACUGAUUGCUCUCACCAUCGCACACGUGUUGAACAGCUCCGAGGACGGACAUGUCCUGGUAUUCCUGCCUGGCUGGGACGACAUCAUUGCGGUACAGAAGUGCCUAGCCAUGGAUCCGCGGCGACUGCUUGGUAUCAACUUCAAUGAUCAACGCAAGUACAGUAUUCACCUGCUUCACUCGAGCAUCCCAGUCAAGGAGCAACAAAUCAUCUUCGAUCCACCUCCCGAGGGUGUACGACGUAUUAUCCUUGCAACCAACGUCGCAGAAACCUCUGUUACCAUCCCGGAUGUCGUCUACGUCGUUGACACAGCCAGGGUGAAGGAACAGCGGUACGACCCUGAACGUCACAUCUCCGCCCUCGUGAGUGCAUGGGUGGGUCUCUCCAACCUGAACCAGCGCGCGGGACGUGCCGGACGGCACAGGCCUGGCGAGUACUAUGGUAUCCUGGGUCAGCAAUUCGCGGACAGCCUGCACCCGUACCAGACGGUAGAGAUGAAGCGCGUAGACUUGAGCAACGUUGUGAUGCACGUCAAAGCGCUCAACUUCCCUGGCAUGACUGUCGAGGAGGUCCUAGCGGAGGCGAUUGAGCCUCCUGCUCCUGAUCGGGUAGAGGCAGCGAUACGCUCGCUACAGAUGGUCGGUGCGCUCGAUCACCAGCACAAUCUCACUUCGUUAGGCCGCGUUCUCUUGCAGCUUCCGGUCGAUGUUCAGAUGGGCCGUCUAGUACUCUUCGGUAGUUUCUUCCGCUGCCUAGACCAGGCGCUGACGCUCGCAGCGAUCCUCACCAACCGUGAUCCGUUCGUCGCGCCCAUGCAUCUGAAGGUCGAAGCGGCCGCCAAGAAGAACUCCUUCACUCCGGAAGACUUCCGCUCGGAUGCGUUGGCAAUUCUGAAUGCCUACAAUGCCUGGUGGGACCUGCAGAAGCAGGGCAUGUACGUCUCUGCGAACAGAUUCUGUGUCGAGAAUUUCCUCGCCAAGCCGACGCUGCUCACGAUCCAGAAAAUCAAGGAGCAUCUGCUGCAGUCCUUAUACCAGGCCGGUGUGAUCGAGGUGUCGGCAGGUGGCGGAGUCACGACUCCCACAGGACCUAUGCGAGGAGAGGGCUUCACAGUGCCGCCAGAGCUUAACACAAACAGUGACUCAAAACCGCUACUUGCUGCCCUCAUUGCAAUCGCAGCACAGCCCAAAUUUGCGAUCCGAACAGGAGAGAAAAGCUAUCGGACAGCAACAGAUAAGGCGAGUAAUACCUUAUGUAUUUCUGUUCAGAUGGUGUUCAUACACCCGUCGAGCGUGAAUCAUCGAAAAAGAGAGCUCGCGGAAUCGGUAUACGACAGCAACCCUGUCGUCGAAGAUAGGUUGAUCAUCUCCUACGCUGAAAAACGCCAGAAUGUUUCCGGCGGCUCUACGAAUGCCCAAAAGAACCUUGUCACGACAUCACGCCUAGAUCCUCUGACCUACAUCCUCUUCGGUGCAUACGAGAUUGAGGUAACCGCUCGUGGUCUUGAAUGCGACGGAUGGCUUCCGAUCGUCGGCAAUGGCAGCAACCAUGACGCGUUGGACGAACUGGAGCGUCUCAAGACACAAAUGGAUGCAUGCAUGCUGCGUGUUUUCGAAGGAAUAAUCGCCGGGAAAGCAAAACUCAGCAGAGGGCGACGCGUACCCGCGCGAGUCGAUGCCCGAGAGGACGAGUCCGCGGACGAGGAUGACGGUCCUGAGGACCGAUCUUUAUCGCAAACUGAAAUCAAGGAGCUAGACUUGAUGACGCGCGAUAUUGUGCGGAUCCUGAAUGGCUACAGCACCUACCGUGUAGCAAUGCAGUCACAGCACAAUUCUCGACCAGCGACACCUAUGGACUCUCCCUCGUACCCAUACGGCCGGCUACCUUCUCUUGGUGGCACUCGAUCGGGUUAUUCGACUCCCUUCCAUGGCUACAGUUCGAGACCUAGCACUCCCAGUCGCUUAUCCGGAAGGUACCCGUGA
Postia placenta MAD-698-R-SB12 is the source of this 3747-nucleotide messenger RNA. RefSeq lists its product as hypothetical. Gene Ontology annotation, molecular function: RNA binding; ATP binding. The record is from RefSeq and is a predicted model, not a curated record. The transcript is spliced from 4 exons. NCBI's taxonomy places the organism in Eukaryota, Fungi, Basidiomycota, Agaricomycetes, Polyporales, Adustoporiaceae. Gene Ontology annotation, cellular component: intracellular anatomical structure. The coding region runs from base 1 to 3747 and encodes 1248 amino acids.